Equus caballus (horse) is the source of this 1128-nucleotide messenger RNA. It is a transcript of the gene OR52AC1, whose product is annotated as olfactory receptor family 52 subfamily AC member 1. Gene Ontology annotation, biological process: G protein-coupled receptor signaling pathway. NCBI's taxonomy places the organism in Eukaryota, Metazoa, Chordata, Mammalia, Perissodactyla, Equidae. The record is from RefSeq and is a predicted model, not a curated record. Gene Ontology annotation, molecular function: G protein-coupled receptor activity; olfactory receptor activity. Gene Ontology annotation, cellular component: plasma membrane.
AUGCUAAUCUUCAACCAUUCCAGCUUCACAACCUUCACUUUGGUGGGUAUACCAGGCUUAGAGUCACAGCAUUUGUGGCUAUCUCUUUCCUUCUUCUCCAUGUUUUUGGCUAUCCUCAUUUGCAAUGGUGCUAUCCUCUUCCUGGUGGCAACAGAUCCCACACUCCAUACACCAAUGUAUCUGCUCCUGGCCCUGCUUAUGGUGGCUGACCUCAUAUCCACUCUGGCUCUGUUGCCCAAGCUCCUCUGUCUCUUCUGGUUCAAUCACCGGGACAUAACAUCCAAUGCCUGUUUCACCCAGAUGUUUUUCAUCCAUGGAGCUUCUGUGGUACGAUCAGCUCUACUUGUUGCAAUGGCAUUUGACCGCUUCGUGGCUGUGUGUGAGCCAUUACAUUACAACACAAUUCUGAGCCAUUCCUUAGUUGGACGCUUGGGACUAGCAGCUCUAGCCAAGGGUGUGAUUCUUAUUCUGCCCAUGCCUCUUCUACUUCAAAGGUUGACUUUCUGCCAUGUAGUCAUUCCUCACACCUACUGUGACCACAUGGCUGUGGUGAAAAUGGCCUGUGACCACACCAGGCCCAACCGUAUCUAUGGACUCUUUGUGAUUUUGAUUGUGGUGGGACUUGAUAUGCUGCUUAUUGGUUUCUCUUAUGGUCUCAUUCUGCAGGCUGUGGUGCACCUCAACUCUCGAGAUGCCACCUGCAAAGCACUCAACGCCUGCUCAGCCCAUCUCUUUGUCAUCCUUGUCACUUAUGUGCCUGCACUUUUUUCAUCUUUUACCCACCGUAUUGGUCACAAUAUCCCACCUCAUGCCCACAUUCUCCUUGCCAAUCUCUACCUUCUCCUACCCUCAAUGCUCAACCCUAUCAUCUAUGGUAUAAAGAUGAAGGAAAUGCGGGACAAGGUGGCCAAAUAUCUGUGCAGAGGAACUACAUGGGCUGUGGGCCCUGGCAACAUACCUGUAAGUAAAAGACCAAUGAGGACAGCUGACAAUGCCUUUACCCAACCAUCCAAGAUCCAGUUGUAUUCCAAGAUGAGCUGUAGAAAAAAUAGACCAUGGAGUAGCAUUUUGUUUUGUUUUUUGGCUUACAUGAAGGACCAAUUUGUUUGUACUUUCAUUGAGCUAUGA